CAAUUAUUUAUUUUGACAAUAUAGAAAGUUAAACAUUUAAUGUUUACUUUUUUGGUUAGUUUUUGAAACAGACAAACUCAGAAUUGUUGAAGUUCAUUGAUUAUACACAUACAAUUCAAUGAAGGAAUAAUCUACAGUAUGUAGUUAUCUGCAUGUCUCAUCCAUGGAGAUGCAACAAUGGAGAACAAGCUAUUGGGGGUUUUGAGAACCAGAACUGACUGAACAAUUCAGCUAUAGGGUGAGCCCCUUAUUAAUAUGCCUGCAAGUGAGGAAUGAAAAAAAAAAAACGUCAAAUUCACUCAUCAUUCCAUGAUCUAAUUCACUAUCUCAGUUAAAAUUAAGUAGGCUACAAAUGGUAUUCAGUUGUGUUGUAGGCACAGUCCAGUACAUUAUAGUCCAGUACAUAAAUAAUUAAGAUUGCUGGCCCCAGCCUGGCCACCCCUAUGAAAAAAUCCUGGCUCCGCCACUGUAAAGCUACUCUUUGGGUACAAAGACAAUUUAGGAAAUACUGCCAAAAAGACAUGAACUUAUCACCAAAAACAGCCUCUAGCAUUUCAUAUGUAUCAAGUAUGCUUCUAUUUUGUUUAUGACACCUAUGUAAUUCUUUCUGUGUGUUUUUAAAUGUUGAUUACAGGUAAAAUGAAAGAAAAUCUACCUCAAUUACAGAAAGUGUCUACUGUUUGGUAUGGUUGUGAUGGAUGAAUGUUUGUCAGUAUUUUGGUGAAAAAUUGAUUUUUGUAAAAUGUACAGCUUUUGAACUAGUAAAGUUAAAUUUUUAGAGUUCUGAUUAAAAUUCCUAAAAACUUGAGAACAAAAGGGCCAUACGGACACUAUGCUAAUUACAUGCAAGAACAGGAGCACAGGGCGUAGGACCCGCCCAAAACCAUAUCGGAUUGGCUAAAACAUCUGGAAAGGCGGAACCAACAAACUGUUUAAAAUACGAUGCCGCGCAUUGGAUUUUUGCUUUCACUUUCAAGUGCGCCUUUUCGUCUUGGCCUUCGCUGAGUCGACGGACCGACCAUCAUCCUGAUUGCACGAUCAACUUCUUCAAGAAUUCACUCAAAGCCUGCAAGAACCUUCGUUGAAAUUCACAGACAAAAGUCUUUUGUUCCAGCACCUUCUUGAGACGGACGUCGUCCUUCAGAAGUCUUGACUGAGCCACGCCGCUUCCUUCAACUCCGUCACGAAGGGAAAACUGCGUUUACAGGAGCAGCCAACACAAGUCAGUGCUGUAGCAAUGCAUCACCUCCUUUCCAUGUUUUUACUGCUAGCCAUUAUUGGGCAGCAUGUGAGCGUUCAGUUCCCAGGAAGACAUUACAAAUCAGUGUUGACCGUGUCUAACGGAAUGUCCUGGGGGUCGUGGGGUCAUCAGGACAUGUGUCCAACUGGAAUGUAUGCUGCAGGAUUCAGUCUGAGGGUGGAAAGUCAUGUCUCUGGUGAUUUUGAUGAUACAGCACUCAAUGGGAUUCGUCUUCACUGUGUAUAUUGGUCCAGAGUAUCAGAAGCAUAUGCUGUGUCCAACGCAGGACACUGGGGUGAGUGGACAAAUAUCAAGUGGUGUCCUUCUGGAUUCUUAAAGGCUUUCCAGCUGAGAGUCGAACCUUCCCAAGGAAAGGGUGAUGAUACGGCCGCAAACAACAUCAUGUUCAGCUGCAGUGAUGGUGUUGUGCUGACGGGUGACGGCACAGGCUGGGGUAAUUGGGGCAACUGGAGCCCAGUGUGUGAUGGAAGAGGAAUCUGCGGCAUCAAGACGCGGGUAGAAAAUCCACAGGGGAAUGGAGAUGACACCGCUCUCAAUGACGUGCAAAUGUACUGCUGUGAUUAAGGUGUAGGAGGAUGACAACAAGAACAGCAAGAAGACCAAAUGGAUUGUCAUAACUGAUCAUCAUACUAUGAUAAUCUAACAUGAACCAUGUCAUAAAACAGUUUUGUAAGGGAUAAUUCACAUUUGCACAAAACAAAGAAUCUGCCAAGAUGUCAUCGGACCACCCCACUGGAUGUACGCAAAGACAUGAUUGCACAUUUCUCAGUAAAGACGAAGACAGGGCACUGCAGAUGCUGCAAUAAUGGAUACACAAAUACACUGUAGCAAGUGUAGCAAUGUUUGUCUGUGCUUCUCAGAUAAAAAGAACUUA
Megalobrama amblycephala (Wuchang bream) is the source of this 2135-nucleotide messenger RNA. Its product is annotated as vitelline membrane outer layer protein 1-like. Lineage: Eukaryota; Metazoa; Chordata; Actinopteri; Cypriniformes; Xenocyprididae. The record is from RefSeq and is a predicted model, not a curated record. Bases 1238 to 1825 code for a protein of 195 amino acids. The transcript is spliced from 6 exons.